AGGCUAUGCAAAACUCAGAAAGUUAUGACGGUGAAUGGGCAAUUUCCAGGCCCGACCUUGGAAGUGAACAAUGGUGAUAGUCUAGUGGUAAAUGUCGUCAACAGAGCUAAAGAUAACGUUACCAUUCACUGGCAUGGUGUUAGACAAAUGACGACAGCAUGGGCAGAUGGACCGGAGUUCAUAACUCAAUGUCCGAUUAGGCCAGGAGGGAGUUACACCUACAAGUUCAGGAUUUCAGGACAAGAGGGAACGCUAUGGUGGCAUGCACAUAGCUCGUGGGUCAGAGCCACUGUUUAUGGUGCCAUUGUCAUUCGCCCUAAAGAAGGAGAUUCCUAUCCAUUUGCCAAGCCAAAGCGUGAUUCAGUCGUUGUUCUUGGUGAAUGGUGGAAUGCUAACCCGUUGGAUGUUAUAAGGGAAGCCAUGAGAACCGGAGGAGCUCCAAAUAUUUCUGAUGCAUAUACCAUCAAUGGUCAACCUGGUGACCUCUAUAACUGCUCCAGCAAAGAUACCGUCAUAGUUCCAGUGGAUUCAGGUGAGACAAACCUCAUUAGGGUGAUCAAUGCUGGUCUGAAUCAACAGCUUUUUUUCAGUAUUGCUAACCACAAACUCACUGUUGUGGGAGCUGAUGCUUCCUACGUCAAACCCUUCACCACAUCGGUCCUCAUGCUUGGACCAGGCCAAACCACCGAUGUACUCAUCAAGGCCGACCAGCCACCGGCUAGAUACUACAUUGCUGCACGUGCUUAUGCCAGUGCACAAGGAGCCCCAUUCGACAACACUACAACCACAGCCAUUUUGGAGUAUAAAACCGCCCCUUGUCCAGCAAAGGGAGUUUCUUCUAAGCCCAUUAUGCCUUCUCUCCCAGCAUUUAACGACACAGCCACUGCCACUGCCUUCAGCACCAGCUUCAGGAGUCCAGGUAAAACUCUGGUUCCAACUAAGAUCGAUGAGAGUCUCUUCAUCACAGCCGGACUUGGAAUAAAUCCAUGCCCACCAACCGCCAGUGCCAGUACAUGUCAGGCUCCAAACAGGACUCGGUUCACUGCAAGCAUGAACAACGUAUCUUUUGUACUCCCAUCCAACUUCUCUCUGCUGCAAGCACAUCACCAUGGCGUCCCCGGAGUUUUCACCACCGACUUCCCCGCGAAGCCUCCGGUGACCUUUGAUUACACCGGUAACGUAAGCCGGUCUCUGUGGCAACCUACACGUGGCACCAAGGUCUACAAGUUAAAAUAUGGAGCAAAGGUCCAGAUAGUGUUGCAAGGUACAAGUAUCUUCACAGCCGAGAACCAUCCAAUCCAUCUUCAUGGAUAUGAUUUCUACAUAGUUGCAGAGGGAUUUGGAAACUUCAACCCAGCAAAGGACACCUCUAAGUUCAACCUCGUGGAUCCACCUCUGAGAAAUACUGUCAGUCUACCUGUCAACGGAUGGGCAGUCAUUAGAUUUGUUGCUGAUAAUCCAGGUGCCUGGAUUAUGCACUGUCACUUGGAUGUUCACAUCGGUUGGGGUUUGGCCACGGUGUUCUUAGUAGACAAUGGAGUUGGAAUAUUGGAGACGUUGCAGACGCCACCAGCAGACUUGCCCGUCUGUUAACAACAUUCGACAACAAAAUAAAAAUCAUGAUACGUAGCAAUCUUGCUGUCUAAAAUUAUGUUGAGUUUAAUGAUGUUUUACCCCACAUUGGGGAUUUGGUCCUCUCGUAUUUCGUUAUUUCAUUUUGUUUUCCUUCUCUUUGCAACAUUGAUACCCAGCUCACCAACGGAAGAAGCCGAAAGCUUGGAAGAUAUGAAACAUAUUGUACUUUAGAAUCAAAGAACAGACAUAUUUACAUAGCUACCUUGUUUCUAAAGCAAUGAGAAUUAUUUUG
This is a messenger RNA of Cynara cardunculus var. scolymus (artichoke), 1867 nucleotides long. RefSeq names its product laccase-5-like. Bases 25 to 1593 code for a protein of 522 amino acids. The record is from RefSeq and is a predicted model, not a curated record. NCBI's taxonomy places the organism in Eukaryota, Viridiplantae, Streptophyta, Magnoliopsida, Asterales, Asteraceae. Gene Ontology annotation, cellular component: apoplast. Gene Ontology annotation, biological process: lignin catabolic process. Gene Ontology annotation, molecular function: hydroquinone:oxygen oxidoreductase activity; copper ion binding. The transcript has 5 exons.